AGUGCCUGGAAUAACAAUUGCUACAGACAUCAUUUGUGGUUUUCCAGGAGAGACAGAUGAAGAUUUUCAAGAAACAAUGAAACUUGUAGAACAGUACAGGUUUCCGAGCUUGUUUAUUAAUCAGUUUUACCCACGCCCAGGAACACCAGCUGCAAAAAUGCCUCAAGUUCCAGCUGCAGUGAAAAAACAGAGAACAAAGGAUCUGUCCCAGCUGUUUCAUUCAUACAGUCCAUAUGAUCAUAAGGUUGGUGAGAGGCAGAGAGUUCUGGUAACAGAAGAAUCGUUUGACUCCAAUUACUACGUUGCUCACAAUCCUUUCUAUGAGCAGGUCCUUGUGCCAAAGGAUCCUCUUUUAAUGGGUAAGAUGGUAGAAGUGAAUAUUUAUGAAGCUGGAAAACAUUUUAUGAAGGGGCAACCAGUGUCAGACGCCAGAGUUCACACUGCAUCCAUCACCAGACCGUUAGCGAAAGGAGAAGUUUCUGGUUUAACAGAGGAGUUCAGAUGUGCACCACAGAACGGCACAAACUGGAAAGCACACCCUUCUGCUGAGAUCCCAGUGAAAACACCUCUCAGCUCGUGGAUGGCUUUGCGGCUCCCAUGGCAACAAGGAGGUGGACUGAAGAUCCUGUCUGCCAGCCUGGCUUUACUGGCAGUUCUUGUUAUGUUUUACUACGGUGGAAUGAAAACAGAACUGUGAACUGAAUGAGGCUUUUAUGAAAACAAUAAAACUGCUGUUUAAAAUCUUCAAAGGAAACACUUUUAUCAACAAAUAUUUUCCUUUUUUUUUUUUUAAUAUAAAUUGGGCAAUAAUUCGUACCCACUAUGCCUUUCCUGUCACUCAAAGGAGAAAAUGAUAUUAAGCUGUGGGGAGACCUAUCUUGCCAAAACCUGAGAUCCUUGUUUGGCAGAACAGUUUGUUGCAUCUUCCCUUUUCUUUUUUUUCUAAAAUGAUGCAAUGUUUGCAUUGCAUACUCUUUUCAUAACUGCUGUAUCAGGUCAAAUUGCAUGAAGUUUAUAAGAAAUCUUUCCAUUGAGUGAUAUUGGUAAUCUUUUAUGGUCAGAAUAUUUAAAGCUUUCCUAAAGAUUUUGCAUAAUGCAGUGUGAUGGUUUGAUAUGUGUCUUUUUACAUGAGAAUCAAACACUGCAAAACCAUUAAAGUUUGUCAUUUGUUGCUAUUUA
Messenger RNA from Empidonax traillii (willow flycatcher), 1179 nucleotides. Its product is annotated as threonylcarbamoyladenosine tRNA methylthiotransferase-like. The transcript is spliced from 5 exons. The record is from RefSeq and is a predicted model, not a curated record. Gene Ontology annotation, molecular function: iron-sulfur cluster binding; tRNA (N(6)-L-threonylcarbamoyladenosine(37)-C(2))-methylthiotransferase activity. The annotation marks the transcript as partial. Lineage: Eukaryota; Metazoa; Chordata; Aves; Passeriformes; Tyrannidae. Gene Ontology annotation, biological process: tRNA methylthiolation. Gene Ontology annotation, cellular component: endoplasmic reticulum.